Messenger RNA from Rhipicephalus microplus (southern cattle tick), 3470 nucleotides. RefSeq names its product monocarboxylate transporter 14. Lineage: Eukaryota; Metazoa; Arthropoda; Arachnida; Ixodida; Ixodidae. Gene Ontology annotation, biological process: transmembrane transport. The record is from RefSeq and is a predicted model, not a curated record. Gene Ontology annotation, molecular function: monocarboxylic acid transmembrane transporter activity.
GGCUCCUGUUGCUUACACGUGAGAACGCACUUUAGCUGCCAGCUGGCGCGGCGACCGGUGGGAUGUGAGCUCGGUGGGACGCAUAUCAAGUAAGGCGAACAGCAGUGGCUUCUGGCAGUGAUCAGCUGAAACCCGACACGUGCUUGCUUGGAUCCGUUAGCUUAGCAGGAAACCGGGUUGCGUGGGGGUGUUUGCGUGUGUAGCGCUCGGAAAAGACUGAACUUGACAAGGUGAACAAUAUGAAGAUUGCAGCUCCUGGUGAUUUAGAAGUGUGGUGAUUUCUCCCAAAACGACAGCCUAUACCUGUUUCUCAUGGUGAUUGUCUAUGAGAUGACGCGCCGUGCAGCUGAGUUCUUCAAAGUAGUUAGACUCAUCUGAAGGCGUACGAAGGUUUUGUGAAAGCCCUGGAAGUGGCUUAUUGACUGAGGACGCACGCCAUCGAUAGCGCGUGACGGAAGUGCCGAGGAAGGGCUGAGUAAUAUACGGAAUAGAAGAAAGCCUGUCACAAGGAAGUGCUUUGGCGAGGUGGUGAUCCUGCAGACACGUGUUGUUUACAUGCUGUAGAGGCUACAAGCGACGGUCGCACAAAAUUUCGCAUUAUUAGGCUUUUUCAUAUCACCUUCCUCGUUAUCUCAAGAGUCCAAGCAGUAAAAGAGGUCGCAGGAGUGCCUUUGAAUACAGUCAAGUCGACGCAUAAGCAUAGCUUCCCUGGCAAGCGCUCUACUCUGACAGCUCCGACUCUUUGAGAUGCGGCCGAUACCACGUCAUAUCUAUGACCGAUGCUGGGACACCUAAACACACUCAAUGUUCUCAUGAUGUGCUUUGCCAUCUCUAGGAAUCACCAUAGGUGAUGUACUGUUUUUAUAGCUUUGACAGUUACGUAUUACUGUAUGCUCUACGGCAGGAAGUUCAGGACAUUUCGUGGCUAGGCAACGACACUACGGUGACAUCGACCCUCUGGAAGCGUCGCGGAUUCGACAGAUGCUGAAUGGACGAGGUGGAAGCACUGGAGACGUCAUUUCCAUUCUGAACCGAGCUUCUCCUUUGCUAUGUGGCAACCUUGACCUUGUUGUGCGCGAAGAUACGUCGCUGUAAGAAACUCCCGCGCAUAGUCGGAGUCGGUGUAUUUGCGUCAAUCUAGAGCCCCGAGUUUCAAGACGAAUGCCAAAAUGAGGCAUCGCGAAUCCUCCUGGAACAGACGGCAUCAAGGUCCCGAUGGACCUUGGGCUUGGCUCGUGGCCUCGGCUGCGGCCUGGAAUCUCUUCUGGCUCAGUCUAGUGCGUCGUUCCGGGGGUGUAUUGUUUGUCGCCCUGGUGUCAACAUUCGGCGAGAGCAGAGAGAGGACAAGUUGGGUCAUCAGCCUCAACAUGAGCCUCGCCAUGCUCUUAGGUCCUCUGUGGGGCCUGCUGACCAAGGUCCUGUCACUGCGGACCCAGACCUUGUUGGGCUGCCUGAUCGUCGGCGUGAGCAGCGUACUGUGCUACUUCGCGCGCAGCCUCACCGCUGUGAUCGUCUUGCAAGGCAUCUGUGCGGGAAUAGGCCAGGGAAUCGUGAUGCCGACCAAGGACUUGCUCAUAGGCUACCAUUUCCGGAAGUACCGUGGUUCGGCCAACGGCAUCUACUUCAUCGGUGGUACCUUGGCGGCCUUCGUCUACCCCAUGAUCCUGCUGUUGCUCGUCCAGGAGUACAACCUAGGCGGUGCGCUGCUCAUCACCGGCGCCCUUCAGCUCCACGCCCUGGCUGGGUCCCUGUUCUACAGAAAGCCACCUUGGGCCCAAGCGCAGAAUGAAACCGAAGCCAGGAGAAACAGCGCAGGAUUGAAGGCCCGGGGAGACGACGGAAAAUACGUCACGGGCCGCCAAGUCUUCAAGACGCAAGAAGCAGCACGCGCUGCCGACAAGGACCACGUCUCGAAGUCCAUCGAUGGACCGUGCUCGAGAAAGCUACCCGAGAGGAAGGGUGACGUCACGGAUGCUGCCGACGUCCUGCGUAACGGUGCCGAACACGGCAACCAGGAAAGCAACGGUUCUUGCGCCUCCGCGAGUGGAGUGGUUGCUUUGCUGAGCAACGAGACCGGAGUUGCCAUCGAAGACGAGGUCACCGCAACCUCUGUCGACCGGAAGUUCAAAGACCACAAGAACAGGCAGACCAAGUCAGCUGGGGCUGGCCACUUCGGCUUCCUGAAGUACCCGGUCUUCUACAUGGUCCUAGUGACGUGCUCUUUUAGUGCCUUCUCGAUGCUGCCGUUCACGAUACUCGUAGAUUACGUCAAGGACACAAACUUCAGUGCCCAGGACGGUGCCAUCUUGCUGUCGGUGAGGGCCAUCGGCGACGCCAUCUCACGCCCGAUGUCGGGUGUGCUCUCCGACAGGCGCCUGGUCGACCGGCGGACGCUCAUGUGCGCUAGCAAGCUCACCGUGGCCCUCUCGUGCGCGCUGCUGCCGCUGGCGGUGCAGUCGUACCCAGCGCUGCUUGUACUGUGCGUGCUCCUCGGGUGGAGUACCGGUACAUCAAUCGUGCUCUUCGUGCCCAUCAUGGCCGACAGGGUUGGAGUGGCUAGUCUUGGACUGUCCAUGGGGUUCUGCAGGUUCGCCAUGGGUAUAGGUCACCUGACAUGCCCGCUUAUUAUCGGGUACUUCAAGGACCAGCUGGGCUCUUACGAGGGACUGUUCUACCUCAGCAGCAUCAUCAACUUCAUGGUGGGCUCGCUGUGGCUCGUCGACGCCCUUCGCAUGGUCGUCACCCGGAGGAGGCGAAGGAGGGCCUCGGCUGCUGUUCGAUGGGACGCCGUGCCGACAAGCGACGAACAGCCUCCUGCAGCAGUUCCUUCGUGACAGGCUGUGAACCAGUUGCCUCACCUUAAUUUCUUGCAAUGACCGCAAGGGACAUUUUGGUGAAGCAAGUAACGUGAAGGUGGGGCCCACCGUGGGGACCCAUAGUUUCCGAAAUGCCAUGGACCAGUCCUUACUGUGCCUCAGUGAUGCACAUGUAGCGGUGCCUGUCUCCUAAAUUAUGUAGUAUGUCUUAAGGCGAACGUUUUAACGCUUCAACAAACGCGAAAUGUGUUCUUCAGCGGCGUUAGCAUGAGUGAUGCAAGAAAUAAUCAUGUGAUAACGGCAACCUGUCACGUCUGGUGACGUCUCAGGUCACCAAUAUGUGUGACGUCAUACGUCCCUCCUCGCCGCAGAGCAUGGCGUCACAUUAAUACGUCACAACAUCGUCACACGUUGACAGGUGGACCAAUCACAGAGGCGCUACAAAACCACCUGAGGUGUACAAAGCUCCCGAUUCCUCCAAUCCCGGAGGCAUUGCAAGGCCACGUUGGGCGUGGAGAGCUUCGGCGUGGCAUCAAUGCAAUCAUCUAAGAUGAAAAAAAGACGCCUUCUGGUAGUGUAAGAGAAAUGCACAUGGGACGGUGCGACUUUCUUUGGAGGAAGGACAGAGAUUAAAAAGAUGAUACAAAAAACUGC